Molecule: messenger RNA, 5055 nt
Organism: Diabrotica virgifera virgifera (western corn rootworm)
Lineage: Eukaryota; Metazoa; Arthropoda; Insecta; Coleoptera; Chrysomelidae
Product: c-Myc-binding protein homolog
Exons: 3
Coding region: 315-707 (130 amino acids)
Biological process (GO): regulation of DNA-templated transcription
Cellular component (GO): nucleus
Molecular function (GO): transcription coactivator activity
Source: RefSeq, a predicted model, not a curated record
CAUUUCAAGUUCCCUCUCGAUAUUUUGCGGAAGGUAGAAAGUUAUCUCUAGUUUUAUUCUAUAUUUUGAUUAUUUUAUUUGAAAAUGUUCUAAAUCGUAAGGGCGGAAUUUAAACAUAAUUUUCUUUUGUAAAAUAAUUUAACACGUUUCUAAAAUAAUUGAAAUUUUUAUAAUUAUUAAUAUAAGGACUGUGUCAACUGUGAUAAAAAGUAUUUCAGAAUUGCCAUUCUGUCAACUUUUUGAAUAAAAACGUCCUAUAAAAAAAUAAUAAAUUGUCAGCAAAUUUUGUACUAUCUACUAUCCAAUAAAUUAAUAUGAGUACUCCACAAGCUUAUAAGCCGUCCGAAGGAAAAAGGGAAGAAUUCCGCAAAUAUUUAGAAAAAGCUGGGAUAAUGGAUGCCUUAACUAAAGUUUUAGUAAAUCUAUAUGAAGAAGUAGAUAAACCAGAAGAUGCUUUAUCAUACAUAAUUGAUAAACUAUCCCUACAAGCUGGCCUUGAAACACACAAAACUCUUACCGUAAAACUAGAGGAGGUGACUACCCGUUGUAAGGAGCUAGAAGAAGAGUUAGAGAGUUUGAGGAAAGUUGAAGACGAGUCAGAAGCUCCUCCCACGACUGACGAACCCGAAGUUUUACCUACUGAAGACGCAGAACAGCCUCCAGCUGUUGAAGAACCUGCACCUGCCGCUGCAGAACCUCCUCAAUAGUCGCUUAGUAUUUCAUUGCAGCUUAAACUAUCGGUCGUAUUACUUAAUUUUUGGUUUUGUGUACUUAAAUAUCAUUGUUAUCGCUGUUAUUUUGUUUAGAAUAGUUGUUUAAUAUACAUAAUAUGUACUUUACAUAAGAAGUUUUUAGAAUACAAUCUAAAUUGCUUCAGUUUUACAGAAGUUAUUCUUAAAAGUUGUAAGUAGUGGCAAAUAUGAAGUUGUUUUCAUACUAAAUUUAACAGUAAUAGAAAAAAAAAAUAGGAAUAACAUUUGACUUAUCAUCAUCAUGGCAUCUACACUGUGUGUAGAUUGCCUCCCUCUUUUGGCUCUUCCGAUUCAUUUGUCACGGUGAAUCAGUCCGGAUUAACAUUUUGGUUUUACAAUUGGCUGUGUGUCGUGGCGUAUUUUUUAAUAAUUCUCCAUUCUUUCCUGUUUUUGGCUUAUGGUUGUAUAUUCUCUAACUCCCAUCUUCUUAAGGUCCUCGACUAUUUGGUUCUCCCAUCUGGUUUUUGGUCUUCCUCGUGGUCUGCCUGAUACAGGUCUCCAUUUGGAAAUUUUCUUGAUAACAGCCUCUGGAUUUCUCCUUUCUAUAUGUCCCAUCCAUCUGAGUCUCUGUGCCUUGAUAAAUCUGACAAUGUCUUCUCCUUUCAAAAGUGCUCUUACUUCGUGGUUCAUGAGUUUUCUAAAUUUAAAAUAUAAAGGAAAAGAUUCCUCUCAUUGGCUGUAUACCAUAAUAAAAAACUUACUAAGGAAGUAAAACUUCACUUGUAGGUAGAUGGUAUAUAAAUUUAUUAAAAUUUUUAUCUAAAAUGAUCCAAAUUGGAUUGAAGUGGGUACAUCUAUAGUACAAAAAACACAAACGUUUUCGGACCAAUCAGUCCAUCAUCAGGUAGAAACUUAGAUCCAAAGUAGUUGGAACUAGCUACAUAGUUAGGUCAAAAGACCUUAACAUUACAAUAAUUAGGCCAUUUCGGCUACAACAAUGUCAUUGACAUAGAUAAUAGACAUUGUUGUAGCCGAAAUGGCCUAAUUAUUGUAAUGUUAAGGUCUUUUGACCUGACUAUGUAGCUAGUUCCAACUACUUUGGAUCUAAAGUUUCUACCUGAUGAUGGACUGAUUGGUCCGAAAACGUUUGUGUUUUUUGUACUAUAGAUGUACCCACUUCAAUCCAAUUUGAAUCAUUUCAGAUAAAAAUUUUAAUAAAUUUAUAUACCAUCUACCUACAAGUUUUACUUCCUUGGUAAGUUUUCUAAAUUUAUUAUUACCUAAGUUUAGUGGGCCUGCUAUCCUCCAAAUUAUCUUCCUCUCUAGAAUCCUCAAUCUUUCUUCCUCUUUCUGUGUCGGGACACAUUACUUCAGCACCAUAUGUGCAGCACAUUUGACUUAUAGCGAAAUAUUAAUUCAUACUCGACAGUUUUUCACUCUUCUUAAAGUGGAACAUUAUCUAUAUCAAAAAGUAUCAAACCUUCUUUCAUUUCAGUUUUGGAAACGUCUAAAAGUCGGGACUGUACUGAAACUUGCACAUUGUGUAACCAUGUCUUUUUCUAAAAAUUGUUGAGUAAUAGGUAUUCUAUGAAUGUGCUGACCCAUUAUCGUGAGCAUCAGUGCGUUAUCUUUUUUAGAGUGGACGGCCGUAGCUCAGGGGCAAGAUACUGACCUUCUAAGCCAAAUCAUAUGAGUUCGAAUCCUGGUGCUAACAACAUUUUCAUUUAUAUCCACCAACAAGAAAGAAUUUCCUCUGGCUGGCCAUAUUACAUUAAUUACAAGUAAAUUUAAUGAAACAUUUUUCUUGAUAACAAUUAAAUUUAUUUAAAAACCCUUAAAAGGGCCACAAAUAUCACAACAAAACGUUUUCGCUCUGUAAAAAGAGCAUCAUCAGGUUUACAAACCUAACAUGCUAAGCCAUCCAAAAAUACAAAGGUUAAAACUUAUUUUUGGUGGCUUAGCAUGUUAGGCUUAUAACACUGAUGAUGAUCUUUUUACAGAGCGAAAACGUUUUGUUGUGAUAUUUGUGGCCCUUUUAAGUGUUUUUAAAUAAAUAUACCUUUUAUCAAGAAACAUUUUUCAUUAAAAUUAUUUUCAUUUCUAAAAAUGAUGUGAGCUGUUCACCGUGCUUCAAGACUUGUAUGAUCUGACAACAUAGUAUUAUGUCAUACAUGUUUUAAAAUGUUUAGUGAGGACAGCAGAAAAAACUGAGUAAUUAUCAAAAUUUAUUGACAAAAGUUUGCCGUUUCAGUGUUAUACUUAUUCUUAGCUACAAUUUUGCUGCCAUUCGUAAUAAAAAUUAUAGUCUAGUCAGUGAAGGUAAAAUACAGCAUAAUACAAAUACAAUUUGGCUGAAGGUUCGACAUCCCCCAGGGUAAAAGCACCUUACGGCACUGGGUCAACUUGUCAACCAUGAAGUUGAGAGUAAGUAGAACUUAAUUUUGGUGUAAAUCUGUACAGCCUCAGAAAAUUAUGCGGGAAAAUACUCAUUGACUGGACUAUUAAGGCUGUCACAAAAAUGACUCGGUUUGGUUUUCGUAUUACAGCAAAUUGCUUGUUUUCUAGUGUAAUUUGAAUUAUCAAACUUGAAUAAUUAACCUGUUAUCUUGACGUUGUUUUAUGGUUGUUGAUACAUUUCAAUUACCUUUGGCAUUCAUUUAUAAUACAAAUGUCAGUAUUAAUAUAAUUAGAAGCAUUCAGUAUUACUAUAAUAACGGAUAUUUUUUCCUUUGGAACGAUCGCAUCUUUUUUUUAAUAUCCAGCGGAUAGGAAGUUUUGGUAUCAAAGGCCUCUUAUCUUUCUUCGGCAGUACUUCAUCCCUUAGUGCACCAUAAUAAAUCCUCAGCGGAGUAAGAAAUAUUAUGUUCUCUAGAUUCUAGAUAGUAUGUUACUUGACUUGUCUGUAAAAAUGUCCGAGUUCUUUUGAAAGGUAGGUUCCUCAAGAGCAGUGACUAAUAUUGGUGUAGCUAAUACGUUAUUAAGUCUCAAUGUAUUGUUAGCUUUGAGCCUCAAGAUAGCAUUUUGAUUACGGUGUCAAAUCAAAAGUCACAUGGGACGUCACGAUGAGUUAUGGAGACUUUGGUAUCUAGGAAUCUGGAACACUGGCAAAAUCUAUAAUGCUGCAUUUACAUAUAAGUAGAUUAAUUGAAUGCCAGUAUUGCCAUUUAUCAUUUACGAAUCGAAUUUGUUUGUAGUGAGGUAUUUUUAAUCCUGUAUUUAUAUACAGAAAAAAUUAACAGUCAUAGUUAGACUAUAAUUUAAUACCUAACAUUAUACAGCAGGAAAAAUGAAAGAAUACCCAUUAACGAACAAAUAAAAUACGCUGUAUUUUCCUGUCGCUGAGUCACACAAAAAAUUGGCCAGCGCAAGUACAUGUAAUAAUUAUUAUUGUUACAUGUACUUGCACUGGACAAUUUUCUUUGUGACGCGGUGACAGGAAAAUACAGCGUAUUUUAUAUGUUCGUUCAUGGAUAUUCUUUCAUUUUUCCGAGUGUAAUAAAUGUUCUAAUAGUCAACUACUAAAAUUCGCAUUUACAACUUUUAAGAAUAUAUUAGGCUUCUGUUUAUCCAAAAAGGAUUUUUAAAUGAUAUUUAAAUACACAAAAUAUUUUUCCAAUAUACACUAAGUUCCUUUUUUAUAUGAGAAGUGAAGUUUUGUUUGUAUAAUAAAGUUUAUAUUUAGUUAAAACGUUAUUUGACUGUUUCAUUAUGUAGAUUUUUAUGAAAAUGACCUCAUAACCUUAUAAACAACUGUUAAAAGGUUCGUUUGGUAAAUCAUUGUUACAGAAGAUACUUUUUGCACAGUAGAGCUUUACAAGUACACUGGUAAUUCAUCGUUCAUUAAUUUAAUACUUAUAUCAGAUAGGGGUAAUAGGCUCUUCAAUAAGUUUUUAUAAGAUCAAUAAGAAAAACACAAUUUUGUGAAGUGAAAUACACUUGUUCCACUAGAUUGCAAUUGAUGUAUUCCAUCCCUGAAGUGAGAAUCAAGAAGGACUACAAAAUACGCUUUUACAGCUUUUUUGACCUCAUUAUUUGAUGAUCACUAGGGGCCAAGUCUGGUGAAUACGGUGGAUGCUCCAACAAUUCGAACUUUAAUUCAUGGAUUUUAGUCAUGGUGCAUUGCCUGAUGAAAAAUGAUUUUUUCUUCUGUAGACCGAGUCUUUUCUCUUCGGUUGGUCUAAAAGAUUACAAUAAUAUUCGGAAUUUAUUGUUUUAUCAGAUUGUAAGUAAUCCAUAAACAAAAUUCUUUUCGCAAGUAGAUAAGGUUAUGGGGAUUUUCGCUUUGAAUUGCCAUGUAUAUUUUUACCUUAACUAAAAAUUAUUCCAUAUUUAUAUUUGACACUAUUAAAUUAUCUAAACAGUU